AUGUUCGCCAGAGGGAGUCUCCGUUUGCUCAGACCGCUGACCCGGCGUGUUUCCAGCGCACCAAACCCCCCCGCGCCAAAAAGACGGUUCGGCCUGGUCUCCAGGACGUUUUUCACCGCGUCGGGACUCGGACUCGCCGCGUACACUUACGACACGGUCCUGGGAGCCGGGAUUACCAACAGAACCGUGCGGUCGUUGUCGACGCUGAUCGUCAUGUCGGUUGAUUACAAGCGGAAUUUCGAAGAGGGUAAAGAUAUAGAGGCCUUGCACGAAAGAAACGCUCAACGGCUGUACGAUCUGUUGAUUGCAAACAAAGGACUGUACAUUAAGAUGGGCCAGAUGAUUGCUUUGCAAGGAAUGGUGUUCCCGAUCCAGUACCAGCAAAAGUUUAGCCAGCUGUUUGACAAGGCGCCAAGAGACGACUGGGACACUUGCGAUAAGGUUCUGAAGGAGGAGCUCGGCGCCGACUAUAGAGAACGGUUGUUUGAGUCCUUUGAUAAGACGCCUGUGGCUAGUGCGUCUGUGGCGCAGGUGCAUAAGGCGAAGCUGUUGACUGGCGAGGAAGUUGCGGUCAAGAUCCAGCACGAGGCCGUGACGAAGCAGAUGUGGGUGGAUCUGGCCACGUACCGGUUUGUGAUGAAGGUUUGUGAGUGGGUGUUUGACAUGCCGUUGACGCCGACCGUGAGAUAUGUUACCAAGAAGAUGACCGAGGAGGUGAACUUCGAGAUCGAGAAACGCAACGGCGAGCUGAUCUCGUCGUAUAUCCAGAAAGACCCCGAGUUCCGCAAGAAUGUGUACAUUCCCAAGUAUUUCCCAGAGGCCUCGUCCAAACGGGUUUUAUCUGCAGAGUGGAUCAACGCAGACACCAUCGGCGACUAUUUGGCGUUGGGGGACAAGGGGUACAACAUCAAGAAGCUGAUGAAUAAUAUCAUCAAGGUGUACUCGAGACAGGUGUUUCAAUGGGGGUUGGUCCAUUGCGAUUUGCACCCAGGGAACCUGAUGGUGAGAUUUUUGCCGGAUAAGACACAGCAGCUUGUGAUAUUGGACCACGGACUUUACGAGUACUUUGGCGACGAGUUCCGGCGUCAGUACGCCCAAUUUUGGCGGUAUUCUUUCGAAUGGGACAUGAACAAGCUGCAACAGGUGCUGGUUGAGUGGGGAAUAGAUCUGAGCCAGAUUUCAGACGGCCUCAACAUGAUGGACCCAAAGCAACGGGAGGAGAUGCGUGGACGGAUGCGCGAGAUGCGGAAGUUGUCUUAUUUUGAAAGACAGCGGCUCAUGAGCGAAAAGACCCGGCAAUUCUUCAAGAACUCGGACAAGUUCCCAAUGACUUUGCUAUUCAUCAUGCGUAGCAUGCGGAUUGUCCAAGGUCUGAACAAGCGGUUUGGAUCGCCGUGCAACAGAGUGGACAUGCUGGCGACCGAGGCCAUCAAGACGGUCGAGCUGUUCAACCUAGACGACGACAAGUUCCAGUCUGCGUUGAGAAGAUACCUCACUUACACCAUCUUCCGGAUCACGUACUUUGUGCGGUUCCACUACAACAAGCUGCACAAACAGGUUUCCAAAUGGUUCAAUGGUAAGCCUGUGCGCGACCUGGAGGAAGAGUACGAAAGGCAAGCCGUAGAUGCCAGCAAAGGCAUGGGACUGGACGCUGGCUCCCUGCGGCUGGAGCUUGCCGAUAGACUCCGACUGGCGUAUUCAUGUCGUUUACUGUACAAGACGGUGAUUCCUCAGGUUUACUCACAUAUACUAUAUUUGGACAACAAGACGGUUUGCGACAAGAAUUUCGACGUCGAGCUGGUUUCUGAUAGAUACACUUUGGUAGGGCCAGCUGGGUUGCGCGGAUUAUUGCAAACUCUGUCGAUGACGAGCUGUAUGAAUUUCAAGUAUGCGGACAUGGUUUUGGAGCUGUUUCUGGAGGAUGCGCAGUCACAAUCGGACCAGUUGGUACAAUGGCGUGCAACAAACCCGGUUUUUCCCAACUUAGUGGAUUACCGGUUCCCGGCCACCGUUGACCUGUCCCCGCUGAGUUUCCUGGAGGCCCCCAAUCUGGAGACUCUUGUGGUGGAUGUUAAUUUCUGCAACGAGGUGGAACGCAACCAGGGCCUGGUCAGCUUUGUGAACCUUGUUCAUCUGCGAACGCUCGUGUUUGCCGGCAAGCUGGCCCGCAACGAGGACAUGGUGAUCUACCGGCUGCUGACGUCGUACCCGCACUCGAUCAAACGGUUGAGCGAGUUGCGGUUCGAGUGCAACGGCGAGUCCGGCGACAGAGUGUACCGACGGGUUGUGGGAGUGAUGGCGAUCUUGCGGAAGAUUGGCAUGCUGCUCAACAACCUGUCCAAGAUCGCGCUUCCCUUGACCAACCACUCGACUCCGGUGAUUUUGAAUCUCAUCAGCAAACACGUCCAUCUGGAGCAUCUGAGCAGCUUAGAACUAUUUAUCGAGGACGACGGCGGAGUGUUGAACCUGCUCACCACAGUGCAACAUCUGGCGUCGAUGCUCAGACCGAAAAGCGGCAAUAUCCGCGAACUAUCUGUCCAUUACAAACUCACCAAGCCAGACAUAGACAAGAACCAUUUGCGGUCCAUGAUGCUGCUCAAGUUUAUGGAAUCGUUCAAACACCUGCACAAGGUGUCGAUCGACCUUGAGGUCGAGGGCCUGGACCUCUCGAACCUGCUUAUGAUUGUCGGCACACCAUUGUCCGGCAACACCCGAUCUCUAAGAGACAUUCGACUCAACAUCAACACGCCGUCCGAGAACCUUGUGGCAAACCUGCUCAACAGCGCCGACGACCUGCAUGACCUGUUUCCGAACCUCAACUACAUGAACAACUGUCCGUGCGACAAGUGUGCCACCAUCUAUAAACAGCUAGAGUCCCUGCCAUCGGAGAUCAGACAGGAGGCCGUCAGAGUGUCGACUAUGAUGGUCAUUGGCAACGAGCUCGACCGCAGCCAGCUUCAGAGCGACCCGAUCAGGUCCAGACGCAGGUUCCUGCGGACCCAGACUGCCCCGUUGGGGUACUUGUUUGACCAUUUUGUUGGUAGCCAGCUCAACGCUUCACUAAGUGUAUUCCCGAACCUCAAGAUAUUCGAGGUAUGCGGCCUGAUCUAUCACCAGACGGGCCCUGAGUUCAAGCUGUUGCUGGGCCCCGAGUUCCAGGGACUGGAUCCCGAGUCCGAGGCCGCUCUGCUCGACAUGGGCCGCGUGCUUUCCGGCACAGAGCCAGGACUCAAGUCGCUGUCGAACGUGAAGUCGUCGGAGCGCCGCAGACUGUUUGCGACGAUCUGCGAACAUUACGGGCUGGACGAGGCAGAUCUUGUGGCGCGGGACGUGGCGAAGCUCGUGCUACCCGCAGAGAUCAAGUAUGCCGACUUCAAGUCCCCCAAGGCGUGGGGGACCAUCUACACGGACCUGGACGGUGUGCCGAUCUGGUUCAAGACGAGAAACUCGCCACUGAUUCCGUCGCUGUUCACGCUGUGGAAGUACCCGCGCAUUGUGCCCAUGGUGACCACGCAUCAGUACGUGAUCGAACGGCUUGUUGGAGGCUCGAACCUGAUGUUGCCCGGCACGCUGCCGCCGUUUUCCCCGGGAACCAAAAAGGGCGCCGUCGUGGCCGUGGACGACUACAAGCACCCGAACGUGGCCGUUGCGGUCGGGUUCUGCGAGAUGGAUCUCGAGAACGUAACGGACGUGGUGGGGUCGCAGGGCGUUGCCGUGGAGCUCGUGCACGUGUACGAGGACUGGCUGUGCGGGAUGGUUAAGGGGGCCAAGUUGCCCGACAAGGUUGAUGUAGAGCCGCAGCUGGUGGACGAGUCGGUGAGCGCGACGAGCGAGCAAGUUGCGCAGCUCGAGAUCGCCGAGCAGCCGGCCACACCGCGCGAACAAGUUGCCCUCACGCCGCAGGACAUGGACGGCCUGUUCCUGAACGCAACGCUGUACACUCUGAGCCAGGACUCGGUGGAGACGCCGAUCGACGCGUCGCUGUUCAUGUCUGCCCAUGUGUUGAAGAACUUCCCUCCCAUGGACAGCAGUCUGAUCAACAUCAAGAAGACGAGUUGGAAGAAAACCGCCAAGUAUCUCAAGGCGAUGGAGAAGGAGGAUCUGUUAAAAGUGAAGGGCAAGGGCGACGAUUUGGUGGUGGUUGCACUGAACAAAGAUAACGAGCAGGUGAAGAAGUUUGAGCCGUACCGGGUGAAGAAGACCAAGACGGGAUCUUCCAAGGCAGCCCAGUCGGGCGAGGCCUCAUCGGUGACACUCAAUCAGAUGUACAAGGCACAUUCCUCGGCAACCAACUUUCUACGUGCGGUGGACUCCGUUAAGGACUACUACACUCAGACAGAGAUCAAAUCAUUGGUUGGCCAAUACAUACAGAAACAGAAUCUGGUGGAUCCAAAGAACCCGAAAAGCAUUGUUGCGGACGAAGUGUUGCAACGGUUGCUGAAAACUGAAAAGAUCGAACGCUCGAAAGUGGUGGACGUUGUGAUAAAGCAGCAUUUUUCACCGUACUACCAAAUAGUCCGGGGCGACGAGUCCACGAAACCGAAAAAGGGCCUGCCCCCAUCGAUCAAGGUGAUCGAGGAAACCAAGAUUGGGCGCAAGAUCGUCACACGCGUGGUGGGCGUGGAGGAGUUUCUGGUGGACCCUGACGAGAUCAGCUCUGUGCUCAAGGUGAAGUGUUCUGGCUCGUCCACGGUGACCAACAACGUGCAGAACCCAAAGGUGAUGGAGGUGACGGUGCAAGGGCCGCACUUCAAAACCGUUCAGGAGGUGCUGGUGAAACAGCUUGGCCGGCUCCGACACGAGCUUGUACUGGUUUCCGUACUUCUUGAUGACGGACUUGGCGUUGAUCCAGUACUGUUUGAUCUGCGGCGACACGGACGGGUGCGAGAACAGGCCGUCUGCGCGGACCUCGAUUUUCUUGAAACAGGUUCUGGUGAAGAUGGAUUUCUCGUAUCUAAACUUGAUGAAGGCCCCAUAAACAACAAGCGCGAUCCAGAACCCGCGAGACCAGAUCAGGGCCUUGAACACAAUGUACACGAACGUGGCGAUCUCGAAGUUGGCCGCGUAGUACAUGGACAGGUCGUUAUAGUUCUUGACAAAGGCUCCGAGCUUGUUGGAGAGACCGGCUUCGUUCUUGAGGCCGAGUUUUGGCAGAAUGGCUCCUCUGAAGUAGUUGAUGGAGUGGAAGAACGAGAAGAACCCAAAUGGGAAGAUUGCAAGGGAGAUUCUUGGCAGAACCAGCAACAAGGCAGACGCAAUCAAGGUGUACUGGACGUUAUCGUCGGCAAGCAGGGCUUUUGGGUUGUUCACCUUCAAGGUGCCUGUUUUGUAGCCCUGGUGGAUGAUGAUACCGAACGAUUCAAUCACAGCCACGAAAAUCAAGUUGUAACUGAGUCUGUGUGCCUUCCCCUUGGAUCUGAAGGUUAG
Molecule: messenger RNA, 5427 nt
Organism: Ogataea philodendri
Lineage: Eukaryota; Fungi; Ascomycota; Pichiomycetes; Pichiales; Pichiaceae
Exons: 4
Coding region: 1-5427 (1808 amino acids)
Biological process (GO): formation of translation preinitiation complex; translational initiation
Molecular function (GO): translation initiation factor activity
Source: RefSeq, a predicted model, not a curated record